AUGAAACAAUUAGAGCUUAUAUUUCCAACAUUUUGGCCACGCGAUUACCCGAUAAGCCUCACCGAUACUUUUGGAUCCCAUUCGUUGGAUUCAGCUAAGCGAGCUCAUAGGCACCGACCCAGUGUGCCAAAUGGCAAUUUUGCUGGGGUAAUUGUGGGGAUUUUGAAGAAACUUUACUGGGGUUUUGACCUCCAUGGGGUAAAAGAUAAGGCAUGGAUUUGA
Sclerotinia sclerotiorum 1980 UF-70 is the source of this 222-nucleotide messenger RNA. RefSeq lists its product with no specific name. The record is from RefSeq and is a predicted model, not a curated record. The coding region runs from base 1 to 222 and encodes 73 amino acids. Lineage: Eukaryota; Fungi; Ascomycota; Leotiomycetes; Helotiales; Sclerotiniaceae. The transcript has 2 exons.